Molecule: messenger RNA, 1766 nt
Organism: Octodon degus (degu)
Lineage: Eukaryota; Metazoa; Chordata; Mammalia; Rodentia; Octodontidae
Product: glycine N-acyltransferase-like
Exons: 6
Coding region: 390-1277 (295 amino acids)
Cellular component (GO): mitochondrion
Molecular function (GO): glycine N-acyltransferase activity
Source: RefSeq, a predicted model, not a curated record
UGCCUUGUUUUUAUCUCAAAUAGUAGAAAGCAGGCAGAAGAAUAAGGCAUCUCUUGUGCAAUCUGACCUUUCUUCCAGUUUUUUUCUUGCUGAUUUUAUGCAGGACCUGUGAGGACAAAGGGCAAUGUGAUAUUUGGGAAAGAUAAGUCCAGGGAGCACACACCAGCCCUCCAACUGCAGAGCCAGCGCCUUCCAUAGGAGACCAUGACAGGAGGGGGAAAGCCGAAAGCUUGAAAAUACUGCCAGCCCGGUGCGAAGUCCAUGUUCCAAAUUUGGCUCAGCGGUCCUGUGGAGGCACACCAGACUCACUUGCUCUUCAGGGUUCUGCUGAGCGGCUGCACCAGCGUGACAUUUCGUCUCCCAGAAGUCAGGCUGAGGUGUUCUCCAAGAUGCUCCAAGUACAAGGCGCACAGAUGCUGCAGAUGCUGGAGAAGUCCUUGGUUAAGAGCAUCCCAGAGUCCUUAAAGGUUUAUGGGACUGUCUUUCACAUGAACCACGGGAAUCCAUUCAAUCUGAAAGCCCUGGUGGACAAGUGGCCCGAUUUUAGCACAGUGGUUAUCCGCCCUCAAGAACAAGAUAUGACAGAUGACCUCGAUCACUACACCAACACUUACCAAGUGUACUCCAAGGAUCCCCGAAACGCUCGGGAAUUCCUUGCCUCCCCUGAUGUCAUCAACUGGAAACAACAUCUCCAAAUUCAAAGUUCCCAAUCAGGCCUGAAUGAGGUGAUACAAAGUCUUGCGGCCACUAACUCCUGCCAAGUCCAACACUCAGAAAACUUCCUCUAUCUGGCGUCUCAGACAGCUAAGAAACUGGCCCCUUCCCUGCUGGAUGAAAAGAAUCUGGCCCCGAGUGGCGGCAAACCCAAGGCCAUCAACCAAGAGCUAUUUAAACUCUCAUCCCUGGAUGUCACCCAGUCUACCUUUUUGAACAAAUUUUGGUUGUUUGGCGGCAAUGCGAGGAGCCAGAGGUUCAUCGAGCGCUGUAUCCAGAGCUUCCCGAGCUUCUGCCUGCUGGGGCCUGAGGGGUCACUGGUGUCCUGGUCCCUGAUGGACCAGACUGGAGAAACGCGGAUUGCAGGCACCUUGCCCGAGUACCGGAGCCAGGGCCUCGUCUCCUACGUCGUGUACGUGCAGGGCCAGGCCAUGGACAAGCUCGGCUUUCCGGUCUACUCUCACACAGACAAGAGCAACAAAGCCAUGCAGAGGAUGAGUGACACUCUGCACCACAUCCCCAUGCCCUGCGCAUGGAACCAGUGGCACUGUGUUCCUCAGUGAGGCUGCGGUGUCAGGGGGCCUGGACAGUCCCUGGCGGUCGAAGAGAAGGAAUAAACUGCAGUCAGCAUGAGGGGGACGGCGCUCUUGGGCUCUGUGUGUGUGUGAAUGCUCGGCCCCACUGCCUUGUUGGUGUGGUCAGAUUACUCACGGACCUCCCUUAGGUAGCUCAGCAUCACGUAGGUGUAGAUCCUCCUGCAUGGGCCUGUGGAGUUGAGCUCCCUGCACUGCUAGGAACUCGGCGACCUUCCCUCCUCAGCUACACACUGCUCAGAUUGUCUCUGGAGCUCAGAGCAUGGGUUGGGAGACUCUCACGACCUGGCUGCUAAGUAGGAGACAAGUUUCUCAUUCCUAAUUCAUCUUUCCUCUUUCCCGUGCUCAGUGAGAGGACUCUUACCACUAUGUAGCGCUUCAUCCGGGGCUAUGCACACGUCAGUGUGUGUCACACACAAAGUCUGCGGGAUAUCAGGUUAAAUGCAAUAUAGAGCAAGA